This is a messenger RNA of Thalassophryne amazonica, 6229 nucleotides long. RefSeq names its product tubulin tyrosine ligase-like family, member 11 (gene ttll11). Gene Ontology annotation, molecular function: tubulin-glutamic acid ligase activity; tubulin binding. Gene Ontology annotation, biological process: microtubule cytoskeleton organization; protein polyglutamylation. The transcript has 10 exons. Gene Ontology annotation, cellular component: cilium. NCBI's taxonomy places the organism in Eukaryota, Metazoa, Chordata, Actinopteri, Batrachoidiformes, Batrachoididae. The record is from RefSeq and is a predicted model, not a curated record. The coding region runs from base 449 to 2608 and encodes 719 amino acids.
CUAGAGUGAACCCUGUUUCAUAAUAUCGAUACUGUGUCGAUUUAUUUGCUUCGAGCCGUAACAUCACUAUUUGAGGUAAAACCGGAGUUAAAGAGUAGUUGGCGUAUACUGCAGAACCACGUAAAUGAAACAAGAGGCUAACAGCAGCGUUGUCUCGCUCCGUCUUUGGUACUACCGCUCACAUUUUGAAGUUAACGAGGUGCUAUAGCAGGAGUGCUAACGCUGUUAGCUACCUCGAAAUGUCAGCCGGUGGCGCUUUGAAGCAUGCAGGUCUUUUUCCACCGGCGCAGUUCUGCAAAUGACCUGACUGAAGCGAGUGGAGUUUUGUUGCUUCAUUAGCCUUCUGCGGAGCAAUGCGUGAUACAUUUUUGCGGAAUAGCGUUUUAGCCUUUACAGUGUGGUACAGCUGUACCGAACCGAGCAGCGUCAAGCUACAGAGCUUCACAUAAUGAGUGAUCAGGAUGUGAAAGUGAAGCUUCAGCUCGAUCAGGUGAGCACAUCGGGCGAGGAUGCACAGGAGGAGAGUGUGGAUGCUGAGGAGCAGGUGUCAGUGUCUUCUCCACCUGCUUCUGACUCCAAUGACCCUCCCAGCAUCACCACAGCUAGGUUGGUUGGACCCAAGAAGACCCCCAUCAGCUGGAAACACAAAAGCCGGAGCAGCCCGGGUAAAGAUUACAAGAACUCUCCUGUGCCUGGUCCAGCAGUCCGGACACUUCAGUUCAAAGAUAAUGCAAAGAUACUACAAGGCAAGUUGGAGACUAACGGCAACUACCAUCCAUCCAAAUGUAACCAAGACAAGCACCAUGAGGAUGCAUUCAAGCAGACCAAGAAGAAACGGCUGGUGACAGUCGAUACAUCGAAAGCAAAAACCUCUCUGGAAGCGUUGAAGAUCAGCAUCAAGCAGCUGAAAUGGAAAGAGUUUCCUUUGGGAAGACGGACACCCUGUGAUAUCUACUGGCAUGGCGUGUCCUUCCACGACAAUGAAAAUAUAAUCUCAGGGCAGGUGAACAAGUUCCCAGGUAUGAUGGAAAUGCUGAGGAAGAUCAACCUGAGCCGGGCAGUGAGAACUAUGCAGGAGCUGUUCCCAGAGGAGUAUGACUUCUAUCCCCGUUCCUGGAUCCUACCUGAAGAGUACCAGCAGUUUUCUGCACAGAUUCGCAUGGCAAAGGACGGUGAUACUGAGGUGAAUCCCACCUUCAUUGUUAAGCCAGAUGGAGGCUCUCAGGGGGAUGGCAUCUACCUCAUCCGUGACCCCAGUGACCUAAAGCUAAUGACUGGUUCACAGGUCAAACAGGUUUUAGUCCAGGAGUACGUCCAGAAGCCAUUACUCAUUGACAAGCUCAAGUUUGACAUCCGCCUAUAUGUGCUGAUAAAGUCUUUGGAACCCUUGGAGAUCUACAUUGCCAAAGAAGGCCUGACACGCUUCUGCACUGAGCCCUACCAGGAGCCAAGCCAGAAGAAUCUGAGCCAUGUCUUCAUGCACCUGACAAACUACUCGCUAAAUGUCCACAGUGGCAACUUUGUCCAUUCAGAGAGCCAGAGCACAGGCAGCAAGCGCACGCUUUCCAGUGUGUUGUACAGGCUAGCUGCUAAACGCGUGGACAUCAAGAGGGUGUGGUCAGACAUCAUCUCUCUUGUGAUCAAAACAGUCAUUGCUGUAGUGCCGGAACUUAAGGUGUACUAUCAGGCUGAUAUACCACCUGGCAAACCAGGACCCACAUGCUUCCAGAUUUUAGGUUUUGACAUUCUGUUGAUGAAGAACCUAAAGCCGGUAUUAUUAGAGGUUAACUCAAACCCAAGUAUGAGAAUAGAACAUGAACAGGAGGUGGCACCAGGAGUGUUUGAAUAUGUCCCCAGUCCAGUGGAUGAAGAGGUCAAAGUGUGUGUGAUCAGGGACACUCUGCGCCUUAUGGAUCCUGGGCAUAAGAAACGGAUAGCCUCCCAACUGAUGUCCAAGCUUGAUCAGAAGGAGGAAGUCCCCAUGGAGGCAGAGUCCCAAGAGAGAAGCCCAGAUGAAGGAGCUCUGCCCUCACUGUGUCUGAAACAGGUCUACCCCAAAUAUACCAAGCAGUUCAGCUACCUGCGGCUCGUGGAACGAAUCGCGACACUUUUCAUACGCUUCCUUGGGGUCAAAGGCAACAUGCGUCUGGGCCCCACUGCCUUCCGAACCUUCAUCAGGACUUGUAAAUUGAGCAGCAGUAAUUUCACCAUGGCAUCAGUGGAUAUCCUCUAUAUAGACAUCACACGCCGUUGGUCAGGAGUGAUCUCCAACUCCAGAGAAGCUGGUGUGGGACUGCAGGCAUUUGUAGAAGCCUUUUUCUAUCUGGCAGGUCAACGCUUCAAGUCUCUGGUGCUGAGGGAGCAAGUUGUGUCCCUGCUGGAGUUGUGUGAGGCUCAGUUAGAGUCCCAGGUGAGCCUGGGAGGCCUGGGAGCUGGGGACAGACGCUCUGUCAGCUGCAGCAGGGCUCUGCAAAGAGGCACGAAAACUCCUGGGGUCACCAGCCUUCAUCUCAGCUCCCCUACCCCUCUGAGACGGGCGGCGAGCCAGGAGUACCGGCACCACCACAGACUCAAGCCUCACACGCUCAGGGCCAACUUGGAAAACUAAACUGAUGGGGCUCUCAACUCCUCAUUCAACACCCUAGCAAGACCUUUGACUUUUUCCACAGGAACAGGGAAAUUCUGAGUUAAUCUCAAAAAGGUUGUCUGAUGAUCAAAGUGGAGAAAAGGACUUGCUUGACCCUUUCGGAUUGACUAGAGGAGGACUGUUCACAGCCUGAUUACUUUUUCCUUCUCCAGACCACUGCACACAGGGUGAUGUGUUCCUUUCUCCUGCCCGUGAUGUGAUGUAUUAAGAGUGUGGCCCAGUUCGAAAAAAGAGAUUUGGUUUAUUUUAACGCACUUACUGAUUUGCCAGGACAGCAACUUGCGUUCACCCACAGCAACCUUCUGUGGGAGACUUUUAAGGACCAAUUCAAUACAAAUUGGAAAAAUAAGACUCAGUGGGGAUUUUUUUCCUUUCUUUCAACACAUGCAUUUAUUGUGACAUAUGAAUGUGGUUGUUUCACAGUUGACUGCAUUUUGUAAAUGUGACGUUCUAAAACCAGUAUUACUAGCUCCCCGUAGCAAACGUGCAGUAAUUCCAAGUGGUUCCUUCACUGUGUCGAUGCAAAAUCAUUGAUGCGAUUUUCAAAUCAGAAAGUUUACAGGUUAAUAAUUAGCCCCACUGGCCACCAAAUCCUUAAAUUUGGUGGCCAGAGAACAUUUUUGGUAGCCCAAAUGCAAAGUUACUUAAAAGCAAUUCAGAAAAGGCUUUUUUUUUUUUUUUUAACAGAAGAGCUUUCUUUGCUCAUCUGUGAUAUGUUAGUUAAUGAAAAAUCAUUAACAGAAGGAAAAUUUAUGAUUAUUCAAAGUUAGAUUAAUUCAUAUUAUUGGGUGACACAACUGCAAAGCACGCUGCCGUGCGAUAUCAGUGUUGUCCACUUUUCCCAUAAUCUGUGAGGUGGUGCUUCCUGAAGACACUGUUUCAUAUGAAGAAGUCAAAUUUCUCAGUUUGUGAAGGAAUCUGCCGGCACACUGCAGAACUUCUCAUCUUCAGACGUGUCAAAUUCCAGUUCUUUAAAGGGCUGCCGGGCGGCUUCCAUUCACUCUUAAAUUUUUAUUUUCUUUUUGUUUGCUUUUUCCCCCCUCAGACUAUUUUUCUGUUUUGGGUUCAAAUUGUUUAAUCACGUUAGCAGUUUGGGUUGUCAUGGUAAACGCAUGUUUGACUUGCAGCAAAACAUCCUGGUGCCAAGUGCUAGGAUUGCAGUAGGAAGGACAAAUCUCAUAGCUUAUACUGGCUCACGGGUAUUAGUCAUGGAUUGGGUCAUUUUUUGAAUCAGAACAAAGGCAACGGAAUAUAACUGUUGUCUGAGUGGCACACCGCUCUGCAAAAGUCAGAAUAAGUCGUUUAUUUCCAGAGCUCUGGGGACUCUCAGCCACCUCGGCCAUGUGCCACCUUGAGCCCAACUCAAAGCCAACCACAACUGCUUUCUCACCUGUCCAUCUGAACAUAUAUCUGCUUUGAUUUCUCUACAACUCUCCUUCAAGAUUUACUGAAUUAUUAAGAACACUUCAUUCUGACAAUAAAUCUGUAAACUUCUGCACUUUGUACGCAUGCUGAGUGCGUUCUGUGUGGCUUGAUAUAAAAGUAACAAGUAUACGCAUGCAACAGUUUGCUAAUGGUAACGUUGCUGUGCUGGUCUCUGUUUUUGUACCAUUUUAAACUAAUGUAUGUGAGCUGAGUGUUUGUAGGAAUUGGGACGCUUGUAAAACUAUUGAGCAGAGAGAGCAACUAAUCGACUAAAAAUCAACUAAAAAAAAUUUCUAGACUAUUAAAUUAGACGUCUGAAAUCUUAUGGAUGCUGUACUGGGAUGAGGAAGGACCUGAGCUGGAAGGUGGGACUCCCAGAUUUACGCUUUUUUUCCUCAUGUGGUCAUGAGCUUUGGGUAAUGACUGAAACAAUAAGAUCGCAGAUAUAAGCGGCAAAAAUUCCUCCAUCGGGCAUCUGGGCUUACACUACUGGGCAGUGUGAGAAGCUCAACUAUCAGGGAGGGACUCUGAGUAGAGCCGCUGAUUCUUCGCAUCAAAACGAGCUAGUUGAGGUGGUUUGGGGAUCUGGUGAGGAUCCUCCCCUGGUGGACUCCCUAGGGAGGUCUUCCAGGCAUGUCCAACCGCGAGGAGGACGGUGACCACAGGAGGCCAUCUACAUGGGAUGUUUAGUAACGUUUGGCCAUGGGCCACCAGGUCUUGGUUAAUGUCGGACCCUUCAAGUCAAGAAUUGGAUAUUGGAGAGAGAGAGAAAAUGUAUCAUUUGUAAAAUAAUGUGUCCAUGUUGGUUUGUAAAACCGUAAUACCAUCAUGAAAUAAAAGGUAAACAGGACAAUUCAAUCAAUUCAGGUUAUUUAUACAGCGUCAAAUCUCCCGUAAGUCAUGUCUCCCCAAGAUGCUAUAUACAAGCAAGUAUUAAACCUUGCCCAUCUCAUGUGCAAGCACAUUGGCAUCAGCUUCAUGUUGCAUAAUCCAGAGGUAAUCACCAGUGGGCCUCAGAACCAAUACAGGGCUUCUACAACAAUUAUUAUUAUUAUUAUUUUUUAUUUUAUUUUGGCUUUUAACUAGGAACUUGUGGAGAUCCAAAAUUGUAAAUGUAUUUUUUCCAUAUUAUGUAGAAUUUUGAUGUUUGUUUUUUUUUUUCCUGCUCUUAAAAACAAAAAGGCACAGAUUCCUCAAGUGGGCCCUUAAUCACAACCAAAGGUUCCACAGUUAACCCCAGAUUCUGCUAAUUAGCUAUUCAGAAGCAAGUAAUGAUAUCAAUUUUUGCAAUCUGUUAUUUUUAAAUAACUUUAUAUGGGGGUAAAGAGUAGAUAUUCUUCCUGACUUGACACACAUUGUUAAAAAAAUGAAAUAAGUGCAGUUGGGGAACAUUGACUUUGAAUGUUUUCAGCCAAGGUGUAUUUAAACUUCUGUCUACAACCGUGUGUGCAUUAUAAUCUUGAAUUUGCACAAUAACACUUUGAACUGUUUUGCACAUAAAUGAACUUGAAGCUGGCUGAGCAGCUCGUGCAUAUGUGCAUGUCGUGGGUGUGUGUGUGUUUGUGUAUUUAUUUGCAUUUCAUUCUGUGGCUCAGCUGUGCGUCCAGACUCGACGAGCACAUUAGUGUUGAGUUAAGUGAAUAAGUAUUCAAAGGGAAAAUACCGCGGUGCUGCUUAAUCCUCUUUCAGGUUUGCAGCUAUUCCACUCAGGCGGUCUUUAGACCUUCAGUAAUGGUGUGAUCAGAAGAGAUUUUUGAGCCAAACAGCUGCUGUGAGGAACUCGAUUCGGCAGAUCAGAUGAUAGCUUCUUAAAAAUAGAACGCCAUCGUUUGAUUGGCAUGCAGAACCAGAAAAGCAUCGGAUUGUAGCUGCUGUUCAGUUGAUUCAACUUAAAAUGAUGUUACGGGUGGACUGUCCAACUGUUGGUUUAGUUUUGGUGGCACACUUGCAUACUUAUUUAACAGUAAAGCCUGCAUUGUCUGCAAACUCCUACAACAUGUAAAUGUUCUUCAUAUGUAAAUUCAUCGCUUUAUUUACAGGCCAAGUUGAAGGGUCGAGCAGAUCUGCUUUUGGGACUCAACCGUUACUAGUAAAAGGCAAAAAGAAAAAUGUACUGAUCACGCUGCAAAAUAAAUAAAGUUCACUUUCCUCUUUGAA